AUGAGCCAGUCAGUUCUGUUACUGUACUAUAUCCAGAGUCUCCACAAGCAGCUUCAGAUGCUGGUAUGGACCCAACUUGUUCAAGGUACAGUUUCUAUUUCAGCUUCUGUUACCGUGACAACCAGAAAACCGAAAUUGGAGGUCCAUGAAAACACAAAUGCCAUACUGUCUUGUGAGUUCAGAACAGAGAGAGAAACAAACCCUCGUGUUGAAUGGAAGAAGAGGGCCAAAGAUGUAUCGUAUGUUUAUUUUGAUGGUGAAUUUACAGAUUCAUUUAAAGGACGUGCAUCCAUUGACGGAGCAACGGUGACCCUUCGUGGUGUUACACAGAAAGACUCAGGCGUGUAUCAAUGUGAGGUCACAGCCCGCCAUGACAAAAUCAACCUAGGGGAAGUCAUGGUCACUCUCAGUGUGCUUGUGCCCCCACAUGCACCGUCAUGUGACGUCCCAGAAACAGUUGUGAGAGGUUAUUCCGUCGAGAUGCACUGCAAAGACAAACUGAGUGUUCCCCCUGCCACCUACAGCUGGUACAAAGACAACAAACUAUUGAAUACAGCCCCUGAAAUCAACUACAGCCUGGACCCCAAAACAGGGACUCUGAAGUUCAAGAGUGUCUCCAAAUCUGAUGAGGGACAGUAUCGAUGUGAAGCAUCCAAUGGGGUGGGAGCACCAAAAAGUUGUGCCGGUCAGCAUAUGAUGAUAACAGAAUUUGAGUUAAACCUGACUUUGGUUAUAGCUGUAGGAGUGGGAGCCUUCUUGCUUCUUCUCUCUUUCAUUCUAGCCCUCUGUCUCUGCUGCAAGAGAGGAUGCUGUUGUUGCUGUCGUCAGAAGAGUGAAGGAGACAAAAAGCAAAGAGCUGAGACCAGCUGUAACCCUCCAACAGAUCCCAGACAUUACAGACACACACAAUCCUUUGUGCUUUGAAGACUGUGGACACACAAACACCUGUGAAGAAUGAUUAAGAGUUUGUAUAUUCGCAAAGCACCUUGAUGACCCUCUUUGCUGCUUUCUGUUUCAUACAGUGAAAGGUAAAAUGUCUCUGAAAUGAUAGUUAUUGGAGCAGUUCUUAUGCAUCAACACAACUGAUGGUUGUGACACUUAGAAUUUGAUCUUACAUCAAGUGCA
Triplophysa dalaica is the source of this 1125-nucleotide messenger RNA. RefSeq names its product junctional adhesion molecule 2b (gene jam2b). Gene Ontology annotation, biological process: leukocyte tethering or rolling. The record is from RefSeq and is a predicted model, not a curated record. The transcript is spliced from 11 exons. Lineage: Eukaryota; Metazoa; Chordata; Actinopteri; Cypriniformes; Nemacheilidae. Gene Ontology annotation, cellular component: cell surface; protein complex involved in cell adhesion; tight junction. The coding region runs from base 1 to 924 and encodes 307 amino acids.